This is a messenger RNA of Lingula anatina, 631 nucleotides long. RefSeq names its product general transcription factor 3C polypeptide 3. Lineage: Eukaryota; Metazoa; Brachiopoda; Lingulata; Lingulida; Lingulidae. Gene Ontology annotation, biological process: transcription by RNA polymerase III. Gene Ontology annotation, molecular function: protein binding. The record is from RefSeq and is a predicted model, not a curated record. Gene Ontology annotation, cellular component: transcription factor TFIIIC complex.
UGGCAGCCUGAAGCCAUCCACCCCACCAGUCACCGCCAUCAGACCUGCAAUAAAAUGACACGUUGAGUUGCUAUUUAAUCUUUUACACAAACAUCAGGAAUCAUGGCUCAGAGCAAUCCAGGUCCCAUGGAACUUUUCCUUGCUCAGGCAAACCAGGAGACGACUGCAAGCCCAAUGGACAGUGAGAAUGAUGAUGAAGAUGAUGAAAUGGACAUAACAUUUGAUGAUCUCUUGUCCCCUGGCCAGCAUCCUUCUUCUGAUUUAAUAACAAAGUAUCUGAAAGGUGAAAUGACAUUUCUCCAGUUACAAGAUGCUGUCAGGUCCAAACGCCGCAAAGAGGAAAAUGUUGUGUCCCUAGAGACAGCUGACCAGCCUCUGGACAUUGAGAAGCUGACCAAAAUGGUCCAGGACAUGGAGCAGUCUCAAAGUGGAGACUCUGAUGCAGAACCCAGUGCUGAAACCAGUACCACAGUUGGUGAAUUGCCUGCUACGCCAAGAAAACGGAGGAGGAGAGCCAAGAGGACUAAGUUACCAAAGGAGCUCCAAGGUCUGAUGGGAGAAGCCAAUCUCAAAUUUGCCCGUGGUGAAACCCAAGAGGCAAUAGCCAUGUGUAAUGAGUGCAUCAGGCAAG